Messenger RNA from Pipistrellus kuhlii (Kuhl's pipistrelle), 802 nucleotides. Its product is annotated as malignant T-cell-amplified sequence 1. The record is from RefSeq and is a predicted model, not a curated record. The transcript has a single exon. Gene Ontology annotation, biological process: formation of translation preinitiation complex. NCBI's taxonomy places the organism in Eukaryota, Metazoa, Chordata, Mammalia, Chiroptera, Vespertilionidae. The coding region runs from base 111 to 656 and encodes 181 amino acids. Gene Ontology annotation, molecular function: RNA binding.
GCGACCGUCUCUGCCGGCCUUCCUCCGGUAAGCGCCUCUGCCGAUCCUCGUGAAUUCUGUUCUUUCCUCUUUCGGGCCCUUUCCUACUGUCGCCCCCGCCACCUUGGAUCAUGUUCAAGAAAUUUGACGAGAAAGAAAACGUGUCCAACUGCAUCCAGUUGAAAACGUCAGUUAUUAAGGGUAUUAAGAACCAGUUGAUAGAACAGUUUCCAGGCAUUGAACCAUGGCUUAAUCAAAUCAUGCCUAAGAAAGAUCCGGUUAAAAUAGUGCGGUGCCACGAACAUAUAGAAAUCCUUACCGUAAACGGAGAGUUACUAUUUUUCCGACAAAGGGAAGGGCCUUUUUAUCCAACGCUAAGGCUACUACACAAAUACCCAUUUAUCCUGCCACGACAGCAAGUUGAUAAAGGAGCCAUCAAAUUUGUGCUCAGUGGAGCAAAUAUCAUGUGUCCAGGCCUAACCUCUCCUGGAGCCAAGCUUUACCCUGCUGCAGUGGAUACGGUGGUUGCAAUCAUGGCAGAAGGAAAACAGCAUGCCCUGUGUGUUGGAGUUAUGAAGAUGUCUGCGGAAGAUAUUGAGAAAGUGAACAAAGGGAUUGGCAUUGAGAAUAUCCAUUAUUUAAAUGAUGGGCUGUGGCAUAUGAAGACGUAUAAAUGAGCCCCAGAAGGAAAACACUUGAGAUAAAUAUGGACAUUUACUGUGUCUGUGUUUGUGUCUGUGUGUGACAGCAUGAAGAGAAUACUUCUAUGGUUAUGCUGAGUGUAUUCAGCAGAUGCUACAAAAAAGUAAAGAUUUGGAAAGAG